CGCUCUUAGAAAACAAUUCGAGGGGCCGUUAGAGAGAAAACCACCUGGAAUUUAUCACCUCUUGCAUAAUAUUACACAAAGUCAACACGUAAGGUUAACAGCGCGCACCCCUGUGAAGGGACAGGACCGUGGGGACCGAAGCUGUCUUGUAUGAAAUAUCUGGACUGACUACAACAAACGGGGGACCAGACUCUCCUGUCCCUCAAAGAAGGUGCACAUACCUGCAACUUCUGAUUAAUCUCACAUGCAUAUUAACUUUGAGUGCAUGUGUCAUUCCAUUUUGGAUUCCUGGGACUUGUUUUUGGCAUAACUUUACGCACUCCUGCAGCGCCCAGUGGCUGUCCCACGCUGAUCUGAGUGUGUGAGAAACUUUCGAUCCAUCCGGGCCAUGCUGCAGUGACUUCUGCCUGGCACUUCAUGAUCAAGUUGUAAACAGCGGGAGGCGAAGAAGGAUGCUUUGUAAAUAUUUAUAACGCACCCCGAGCGGAGGAGACGAAGAAGUAUUUUGGUGUCACUUGAUCGAGCAGAACCCAGGACAGUAAAUCACAAGGAGGCAAGUGGGCUGCAGAGGUGAAGCGAGGACAAGACAGGUUGGUGUCUCCAAAUUCACCGGGCUCCAGUUUCAGCCGCCCGGGGGGCUCCUGGUAUUAAAGCUCGCAUUUGACCUGGGAUAAGUUGUCAACAAGAGCAGCGAGCGGAGGCGAACUGGCAGGUGUACAAGUUCAUUUACAUGCAUACGUAUAUUCACGCCACUAUAUAUAGAAGUUGUCUUAGGGACGAGCAGCCUUAAUAAGUUCCUCCACCCACCCGCCGGCCCUGCAGCAGCUCUGUGCACCGGGCGUGUGCGCGUGUCUAUAUAUACACCAAACAGGCUGUUAUUUCUCUUCGCAAUCUGUAUCCGGGAGGGCUGCCCGCCGUCGGUUUGGCUGUGAGGGCAGGAGUUGUCGCAUGGACUGACAUGGCUACCGACCUCGCCAUGAGCGCAGAGCUGCCAAACAGCCCUCUGGCCAUCGAGUACGUCAAUGACUUUGACCUUAUGAAGUUUGAGGUGAAGAAGGAGCCGCCGGAGGCCGACCGCUACUGCCACCGCCUCCCGUCGGGCUCUCUGUCUUCCACCCCGAUCAGCACGCCGUGCUCCUCCGUGCCUUCCUCGCCGAGCUUCUGCGCUCCAAGCCCGGGCGCGCAGCCCAACCAGAGCCUCACCAGCGGGGUCAACAGCAGCGGCAGUAGCAGCAACAACAGCAGCGGCAACAACAAUCACAGCAACGGGGGCAAGCCUCAGCUGGAGGACCUGUACUGGAUCCCCAGCUACCAGCACCACAUCAACCCCGAGGCGCUCAACCUGACCCCGGAGGACGCGGUGGAGGCCCUCAUCGGCAACGCGCACCACCAUCACCAUCACCACCAGGCCUACGAGGGCUUCCGCGGGCAGCAGUACGUCGGGGAGGACCUGUCCACGGCCUCGACGGGCCACCAUCACCAGGGCCAUCACCACCAUCAUCACCACCAUCACGCCCGCCUGGAGGACCGCUUCUCGGACGAGCAGCUGGUCAGCAUGACGGUGCGUGAGCUCAACCGGCAGCUGCGGGGCUUCAGCAAGGAGGAGGUGAUCCGCCUGAAGCAGAAGAGACGCACCCUAAAGAACCGGGGCUACGCGCAGUCCUGCCGCUUCAAGCGCGUCCAGCAGAGGCACAUGCUGGAGACGGAGAAGUGCACCCUGCAGAGCCAGGUGGAGCAGCUGAAGCAGGACGUGGUGCGCCUCGCCAAGGAGAGGGAUCUUUACAAGGAGAAGUAUGAGAAGCUGGCCAGCCGGACCUACACUUCUGGUGGACCCGCAAACACGAGAGAUCCGUCCGGGAAACAAGCCAACACCGAUUUCUUCAUGUGAGAGACGAAGCAUAGACUCUGAAAUACAACCCCACCGAAAAACAUCCUUGUUGCAUUAAUUUAUAUUUUUCUGCGUUUGUAUUUUGUUUACAGUUAUUCCCUCGAAGGAGACUUUAAAAACACAAGUAAACAAAUACGCAUUAGAUGCGCACAAAAGUAAUCCUUGAGCGCAGUUUGAGUCUUAAAGAUGUUUUGGCUAAACUUCUGUAAACUCACUACAACCUGUCAGGUGGGCACAUGGGAUCACAGCCAGUAGACUUCUCUCUGGUGCAACAGAACCUGGUCUUAUUGAACCAAUCUGACAUUUAACAUGACUGUCUUAAUUCAGAGAGAAAUGAUUUUGUCUUAAAAGUUUGGGUGAGGGGUGAUUUUUUAAAAAGAGAUUGGACUGAAAUAGAAGCAGAAAAAGCAAUACACCGCCUCUCGUUUGACUCCAGAAAGCUCAACAGACUGUUUGUGUGGGAGGCGGUCUGCGAUGCAGAGAAGAGACCUUUCAAUAUUGCAAGUCUAUAGUUUCCCGUCCCUAUUUGCAACCCUGCAUGCAGGACAUGUAUGGUAACCUCCAGUCAUCUCCCAGAAUCCUUCCACAUGUAGGGAAAGCAUGGCCCAUGGUUCUCCUCCUCUAACGCGUCUCCUCCCUCCUCCUCUACCAUCAAUAAGGCCUGGGUAUGCAAAAAGCCACAAAAAUGUUUUCCCCAUUACCCCCCACCCCGGAGAGGUGCAAGGACUGCGGACGAAAAUGCAAAAACAAUCUGCUACUGCGAGAAAAAAAACCUGGAUGCGUCUUCAAUUGCUAUUUUCAAUCAAUUUUUCUAUUGUUUUAAAAAGAAAAGAAAAACGACAAAAAGAGAUUAACUGAGCCAGAUUUUAGACUGUAUUUAUUUCCACCUGUACAUAAUGUGUAGAGAAAAAACAGUUAACUGUGUUAUUUUACCCUUUUCUCUUUUUAAAGAAAACUGCUUUUGUUGCUUGGAUUCUUCGAAAUGUCUUAAUACAAAUGUUUGUAUGUUACAGCAUGCAAAUCGUCUAUGGUAUCCUCCUACUGAACAUGUGUAAUGUCAAAGGCAAGCCUAUACUGCACUAAGAAGAGAUCAAACUGGACAAAUGUUUUGUUUUCUACUGAUAGGACCUUUGAUCUGUUACUCUAAAAACCUGGAUGUAAAUUUGAUGAAGUGAAAGCUUCAUGUAUUAGAUGGACAAGGACUGCAUUCGCUGCUAAAACUCUAUGCACCAACCUGAUGAUUAAAAAGCUAGUUUAAUGGUUCUUUUUUUUUUUUUUACUUUCGAUAUUUGUAGAAUUUGUAGGGCCUGCGGGUUUAUUCUGCAGCCCGGUGUCUUAAUACGAUUGUGUGUCUGAUAGGAGAUUGCUUGCUUGUUUGAAAAGAGGAGGUUUUGCCUGUUGGUAGAGCUUACUGUUCUUGGAGUAACUCGAUGCAUUAUUCUGUCAAAAAGACGUGUGUUUUCUGCUGCCUAGAUAUAUGUGCAAUAUUGUGCAGAAGUGUCCGAUGUUCAGACUACCUGUUGGAUGGCGAGAACUGGCAGGAAGAGAGGCUGGGAAUUAUUACGUUUAGAUCAAAAUGACACAGAAAAAUCAAAAUACACGUGUGAUUAACAGUUUUUGAUGUUCUCCAAAUGUUCGAUCUUUUAUGUGAACCAAACGAACAAAAACGAUCAAAAAUGAAUCUUGUAAAACCUCUGCAAAUUAAUAUUUUAAAAAUAAUUAGGCACCUACAAUUUCCCUUCAGUCACUUUCUUUAUUUUAAUGUUAUUUUUGAUUGGUUUUAUAUGUCUUCACAUUUGUAGUCAUUUUUAGAGAAGCAAUUACAGCCUAAACAUCCUAAUUUGAUAUUAAAGAAGACACAAGGAAAGCAAACUUCUGCACAGUGCUGUUAAUGUAUAUCUGUACAUAUAAUUUCUAUAUUUAUUCAAUGAACGUGUCCUAACGUGUCAACAAGUGAAAAACCUACAAAGUGGAACGUUGUUGAGAAUCUUGUUUUCAUAAUGUUUAAUAAAAAGUUCUGU
Cottoperca gobio is the source of this 3909-nucleotide messenger RNA. It is a transcript of the gene mafaa, whose product is annotated as MAF bZIP transcription factor Aa. Gene Ontology annotation, cellular component: nucleus. Gene Ontology annotation, molecular function: DNA-binding transcription factor activity, RNA polymerase II-specific; RNA polymerase II cis-regulatory region sequence-specific DNA binding. Bases 959 to 1888 code for a protein of 309 amino acids. Gene Ontology annotation, biological process: regulation of transcription by RNA polymerase II. NCBI's taxonomy places the organism in Eukaryota, Metazoa, Chordata, Actinopteri, Perciformes, Bovichtidae. The record is from RefSeq and is a predicted model, not a curated record. The transcript has a single exon.